UCCAACCGCGCCGUUCCGUUGCUUCACGUAUUUUGUCCUGGCCUCCUCCUAAGUGCUAUCUGUGUUUUCAAAAACAAAAAAAAAACAACUUUAAAAGUGUUCGUUAGAUUUUAUUUACUUUCAUCCCCUAUAUACGUUUUCUUUUCUAUUCCUUUUUUUUUUAUAAUUAUUAUUUUUUUCGUUUAAUCGUUCCCCUGCAUUGUCAUCAUCAUAGUUUUUCUCUACGCAAUUUUGGAAAAGGAAUGGAUAUUAAAAAAGUGACAAUUGCAUCAGCGUUUUUGUCAUCAACGUCGUCAUUUGAACAUCAUCGUCAUCGUCGUCGUGUUCGAUCUUCCAAAGGGUAGAAAGAUUUCGAGUAGCACCUUUUCUCGAGGACCUUUCGUGAUCGUUAGAACAACGUCCUGACGCGUAUCGUGUAUCCUUCAAUGGAGUGAAAGGGUGUGAGAGAGAGAGGGAGUUUGUGAUCGAAGAGAAGGAAGGAACGAGUGGAUAGAUAGAUAGAGUUCUCGUUACGAUUGAAACUCUGAGUAUCCGAAAGAGAAAAGGGGAGAAAGGGAAAGAGAGAGAGAGAGAGAAAGAAAGAGAGAAAGAAAGAGAGAAACAGGAGCUAAAGGAGGGUCAUCGUGCGUAUUUAGAGAGGUGUGUAGAAUCAUCGUGUACAGGUGCUGUGUGUGCCUCGAAUCAGUGCUCUUUGGUAACAUCAUGAUCACGCGGCGCGAGUGCGAUCGAGUACUCUCGAGUGCUACCGAGUGCGUUUCGAGUGCGAGAUACUUCGGGAUUAUCGUAGAACCACGCGAACGGGCACGCGUACGAUCGCCAUUGAAGUUGAUAGCAACAGCAAAAACAACAAGAAUGACGAUGACGACGAUAACAAUAGAAAAGACCACAUGUUUUCAGGAAUAGGACCUAUAUACACCGACAUAAUCAACGAACUCAUAGUGGCCGGACUUGUACUUCUAUAUAAAUACACGCAUCGUACAUUUAUAUAUACAUGUGCAUUUACAUAUAUGUAUAUGUAUAUAGACAGCUGGGGAGGAAAAACAAAACGUACUGGAGCGUUGGUAGAACGAUAGUCUGCCAAGCUUACCGCGAAUGGUGAACCUUUCGAUUGUAUAGUAACAUCGACUCAACGCGUUGUUGUGCUCUGCCAGGGGCAAAUUAAUCCGGCGUUACGUACACGUGGACAUCAACCAUCAACGAACAGCACCUACGUACGUUUAUACGCGUGAGUUCAGAUCGCAUUCGAGCUACACCGGUAAUUACCGUGCGGUCUGCACGACCGGUUGCUUCCGGUCGAUCGACGAGACAAGCCGAGCUACCCUAACGACGAAUUCAUCGUUCUUCAGGAUUACGAACAGUGUGCUCUUCGUGGCGAUACUUUUAUAUUGUUCUUCUUUAUUUUUUCUUCUUUUUUACAAGUUUCUUAUUUUAUGUCGUCGAUUAUAAAAAAAAAUUUUCAUAUUUUUGUGAACGAUAGUGAAAAGUGGAAGGACGCGAAGAUCUUACUCGUUUAAUCUUCGAGUUUGGAUCCCGCGAAUUCUCUUGAAAGAUAAUCGCUAACGCCGUGGAAAAAUUACGCGUAGUCGGAGCACGAAAUCUGAGUGCCAUGGAGUGCCGCAAGGGUCGACGGAAAGGUCUGCUCGGUGGGCUGCUCCUUGCAUGGCUAUUAACCAGCAGCGGUCGUACAGUCGUCGCGCGAAAUAUAGAGAGGUACGACACCGCGUACGCCUGCGAGGGCAAAACGCUAUGGAUCGAGUGCGGCGAAGGAAAGCUGAUCCACCUGAUAAGAGCCAACUAUGGGAGGUUCUCGAUAACGAUAUGCAACGAACACGGGAAUACAGACUGGAGUGUCAAUUGCAUGUCGCCAAAAACUUUUCGCGUUCUCAAUAACGAGUGUAACGACCAACAAAACUGCAGCAUCGUUGCAUCGACCUCACAAUUCGGUGAUCCUUGUCCUAACACGCACAAAUAUCUCGAGGCACAUUAUCGUUGUGUCUCUGCGACUACACCAACGACGACGUCUCGACCGAGUCCUCCGUGGUUCAUAACUUCGCAACCGAGCGUUUGGAGCACGGCUAAGCCAACCGUGAGACCUCCCUCGAGGAUUACGACACCGGCGGUUCAACAGCCACCGCAACCACCACCGGCACCAUCUACACCAGCUUUGCCAAUAACUACUCCUCCAAGUCCAACCUCGACGAAGUCCUUCGACGAGAUGGAUAUCAUCAGAGAGGACCAAGAUUCAAUUCCGCCAUCAAACGGUGUCGCAGCAAACGGUGCAGCGGUACCGCCUAUCGCACCUGAAACAAUGCAGCCCACAACUACAUCAACAUUUGCUCCAUGGAGAACUAGUCGUAAACCAGCUGUACCCAGUACUUAUUAUCCAGAGUCCAGCUCGAACGGACAAUGGUAUGAUUACGGACGACAAGCUUGUCCACCGGUAAUAGCACGAAAUCUUUCAUGGAACGCGACUCGUGCUGGAGAUGUUGCCGUCCAAAGUUGUCCAGGUGGUGCCAACGGCCUGGCUCGCUGGAGAUGUCUUGCCAAAGGUGAUUCCGCGAUUUGGCAUCGAGACACACCAGACUUGAGCGAGUGCCGUUCUGUUUGGUUGACGUCCUUGGAAAAUAGAGUGACUGAUGGUGAUGUAAUCUUGGGUAUCAGUCGAGAACUUUCACAAGUAACGAACAAUAGUCGUGGUCUUUACGGUGGUGACAUGAUGAUCACUACAAAGAUCAUAAAGAAUAUGGCUGAGAAGAUGGCACAAGGUAUUAGGACUUAUCAAGAUCCCAAUCAAAGCGAAGUUAGUGUUACGGAGCUUUUGCAAGGUGUUGUAAGAACAGGUAGCAAUCUUUUGAAUGAAGCACAGAUGGCUUCUUGGAAGGAUCUCAGUCAUCAGGAACAAAUGAGAGUAGCGACCUCGUUGUUGAUAGGUCUAGAAGAAAAUGCAUUUCUUUUGGCUGAUACUUUAACUCAAGAGAAGACGAUUACUCACGACUGUAGAAAUAUACUGAUGGAAGUUCGUGUAUUGGACACACGUAACAUCGGUAAUGAUCUCGAGAUCUUCCCAAAUAACCUUGCGGAAGGAAGAUGGACAGCAUCCACAGCUCAUGUCGAACUAACCAGAGGUGCACUUUUGGAAAACAGCGAAGCUGGGAUCGUUCGACUGGUCUUCAUGGCCUUCAAUAGACUCGAAGAAAUUCUUCAACCGCAAGCUGAAUUACCGUCCGUCGUAACAAAUGACGAUUCGCAAUCGUUACCAAAAAGAAACACGACUAGGUUAUUGAACAGUAAGAUUAUUUCUGCUUCGCUAGGAAAAGGUCGACAUAUACAACUGUCGGAACCAGUAAGGAUAUACUUCAGGCAUUUGACAUUGGAAAAUGUUACCAAUCCUACUUGCGUCUUUUGGGAUUAUAUUUUGAGUGGUUGGUCAGAAGAAGGAUGCCAAAUAAAGAAAAGCAAUGAUACGCACACAGUAUGCGAGUGCAAUCACUUAACAAAUUUUGCUGUUCUCAUGGACGUUCAUGCAAUUAGACUGGACAUCGCUCAUCAAGUCGCUUUACAAAUCAUCACGUACAUAGGCUGCAUCAUAUCUAUCGUCUGUCUAGUGUUAGCGAUACUUACUUUUCAAUUGUUUCGUGGGCUUAAGUCCGAUAGAACAACAAUACACAAGAAUCUGUGCACCUGCCUGUUAAUAGCCGAAGUUUUGUUUAUUUGCGGAAUCGGACAAACGAAUCAGAGGAUCGUCUGUGGUAUCGUUGCUGGUUUAUUACACUUUUUUUUCCUGUGUGCAUUCGCCUGGAUGUUCCUCGAAGGAUUUCAAUUGUACGUUAUGCUGAUCGAAGUUUUCGAAGCGGAAAAGUCUAGACUCCGAUGGUAUUAUCUUGUUGCUUACGGGGCACCGUUGCUGGUAGUUGCGAUAUCCUGUAUAAUCGAUCCAUUCAGUUACGGUACCGAUCGAUACUGUUGGCUUCGAGCGGACAACUACUUCAUCUUCAGCUUUGUGGGACCCGUAAUACUCGUAAUCUUGGCAAAUCUCGUAUUCCUGUCGAUGGCGAUAUACAUGAUGUGCCGACACGCAAAUACGACGGUAGCCAUGAAGAGUAAAGAACAUUCACGUCUAGCUAGCGCAAGUGGAAAGGAAGAGAAUGCUCUUCCCAACAAAUUACAAGCGCACUUAGCUUGGUUGCGCGGCGCCAUCGUCCUAGUAUUUCUACUAGGAUUAACUUGGACUUUUGGACUACUCUACUUGAAUCAAGAAUCAGUGGUAAUGGCGUACAUCUUUACUGUACUUAACAGUCUUCAAGGCCUGUUCAUCUUCGUGUUCCACUGCGUUCAAAAUGAAAAGGUAAGAAAGGAGUACAGAAAGUUCAUCCGACGACACUCUUGGUUACCAAAAUGCUUGAGAUGUUCGAAGACAGUAACGGGAAGUUCCGGGUCUUCCGGUACGAGCGGUGGUGGAGUUGGACCUGGUGGAAACGGUGGAAAAGAAUUUGCCUCGCACAACACAUCCUCGAAUCCUUCGGCACCAACAACGGACAGCUCAGGACUAUCGCCUCAUGCCGCCUCUAACUACUUGGUAUCCGGUCGAAGCUGGGCGAUAGUUGAUAGGCAGCCGGCAGUCACUGUGCCAAGUGAAUCCUCUGGCACAGAGGCUCACAUCGUGGCAACCCUGCCGUACGCCCGUCACGCAUUCUUACCCUCAGCUCCUAAUAUCCCCAAAUCUGCCACCGCCACUUGGGGCCACCUUAACAAAAACCUCAUGUGGAAGAACAUUUCUUUUAAAUCGUACUCCCGAGACUCUGGACACGGUGGAUCCGAACAAGAAGACUCACCGAGGACGCAUAAUACUUUAACUCUAGGCCAUUCGGGUCGCAAUCGAGAUCGAGAACGAAACCGUAUCGUCGGCUCGAGCGAUGGCAGCGAGAUGAUGGGUGGCAGCGGAAGGACAGCUACGACAACGGCUACGACUUCAGUGGGAACUGGGCGACGAACUGCCAUGCCAUACAAUCAUACUUAUACGGAAAUCGUUGAUGGUAGAAACGGUGGAAGUAGUAUGCAUCACCAGAUGCAUGCUCAUCACGGUCAACAUGUACACCUACCAACGCAUCGUGGAGUUGGCAGCGUUGGUGGGAUAACGAACGAGGAUGAUCCUGUUUACGAAGAAAUCGAAAGAGGCGGCGCAGGUGGAGCUGCCGGUGAGAUACAAGUGUCAGACAUGUCUGAUGAGGAUGGUCGAAGACAAAGCGACAUGAGCAGACAAUCUUCAAGAAGCUACGGUGAUCAUAGGCCGCUUAUUCCAUAUUCACCUGCUAAUGAUCGCAACCUGCUCCAUUAUGGACAAACGAUGAGCAGCGAUCGUGUUAGUAACACUCAUUACGAUCCAACGGAAUACGGUCCAACCGUUGAAAGAACCUUAAAUGCCUGCUGGGAGAAACUACGAAGGCAGCAAGCAAGGUACGAGCUUGGUGAACUGCCACGACUUCCUGCAGGCUAUGGUCUGCCACCUCAACAGGAUCACACGAGAACCGUCGCCGUUCUCGACGGCCACACCGUCGUCUGUCAUCUUCAACCCCAAACGGACAUGUAUACGGGACGCGGAAUGCCACCGCCAUCCUACAGCGAGUGUUAGGUCAAAGUUGGAUCGUCUCGUCCUCCGCCUCGUCCAUUAUCCCCACAUUUUGGGAUAGGACUCUGCUCCUUUCGUAGGACUUGUCCUUCGACUUCGAUCUCUCUCUAAUUCCACUGUAGCGUCAGUAUAAACGUCUCUCUCUCUCUCWCACACUCUCUUUUUCUCUCUAUCUCUAUCUUAUUCUUUCAUUUUCAAUUUCACUCUGACUCUCUCCCAGAUUUGUCAGAAAAGGGAUAUUAUCUCUUGUUAAAAGGGAUUUUUCUUACCUCCGAAUUAGGACAGUUUAAAUGGAAAGAGAGAGAGAGUCGAACAAAAAGUUAAAUUUCGGAGAAAAGUCAUGUAAACGAGAAGAUGGGGUGACGAUGACGGUCCUUCCAAGAAAAAACACGAAAUGCUAGAAAACGACAUUACUUCGCUUUUUUUAGCAUGUUUUUUAAGCACACAUGAGUCGAUUGGCGGAUACUUACGCGAUGUUCGCGAUGUAUAAAACUUCAAUAAACGAUCGACACUCUGCGCCGAAAGAUUCCUUCCUUGCUCUUCGCGUAUUAAUCACGAUGUGUGUGUGAUCCUUGCGAAUAAAAUAUAAAUGAAAAAAAAAAA
Molecule: messenger RNA, 6229 nt
Organism: Polistes dominula (European paper wasp)
Lineage: Eukaryota; Metazoa; Arthropoda; Insecta; Hymenoptera; Vespidae
Product: latrophilin Cirl
Biological process (GO): cell surface receptor signaling pathway; G protein-coupled receptor signaling pathway
Cellular component (GO): plasma membrane
Molecular function (GO): G protein-coupled receptor activity; carbohydrate binding
Source: RefSeq, a predicted model, not a curated record